Molecule: messenger RNA, 1512 nt
Organism: Chlorella variabilis
Lineage: Eukaryota; Viridiplantae; Chlorophyta; Trebouxiophyceae; Chlorellales; Chlorellaceae
Exons: 6
Coding region: 1-1512 (503 amino acids)
Source: RefSeq, a predicted model, not a curated record
AUGCAGGGCCUGCAGCAGGCGCUCCAGGCCGUGCGUGAGGCGGGCUGGGCGGACGUGGUGGCUGAGGCCUCUGUGCAGCGAGCCGCCGCUGCCUUCACAGGCCACCCGGCGGAGCUGGAGCAGCUGAGCAGGCGCCCAGAGCAGAGCGCCGGGCCUCGCCGCCAGCGUGAGGCAGCAGCGGCAGCACCAGUUGCGGCUCUGCGCCUGUUCCCCCAGCUGGCGGCAGUGCUGGAGGCGCUGGAGGGCGCUGGGGCGGAGCAGGCAGCUCCAGCAGCCUGCGCCCUGUGCACAGAAGUGCUGGCUUUAGGAGGCCGCGCAGGGGCUGGCAGCGCUGCCCAGCUGCGCCUGCUGCUAGAGGCCAGCGACGGCGCGCUGCGCCUGCUGCCGCUGCUGCUGAAGCAGCAGCUCAGCACACAGGCGGGCGACGAGCGUCGAACGCUGGCUGGGCAGUGCCUAAGUGUGUUUGCCUGGGCGCACGGGCUGGCAGCACCCCUGCGGCGGCGGCAGCGGCAGCAAGCCGUGGACCCAAACGCCGUGCCGCCGCCGCCGCAGGCAGCACCCCUGCGACGGCGGCGGCAGCAAGCCGUGGACCGAAACGCCGUGCCGCCGAGUCCCGUGGCUGUGGCCGUGGGCUUCUGGCAGGAAGCUACGGCCGCAGCUCGGCAGCUCAUCGCUGCGCUGGCCGCGCUGUGGGAAGCCCAGCAGGCGGUGGUCGAGCGGCUUGGCCCGUUUGAGCGCUGGAGCAAGUCUGACCUGGCCAGAUGGGCUGGCGCGGCUGCAAUAAUGGUUUCAGCGAUGCCCGAGUGUCUGCUCAACGCCCGCCCUGAACUGUUUGGGCAGAUGGUGGCUGGUGUGAGGUGCCUGAUUGCUGAUGGAACAGAGGAGGAGAGUCUCAAGAUACUGAACACUGUCCUGUUGAAGGGAGCGCGCUCCAGCACCCCACAAGCGGGGCACUUGGCGGUGGCGGCACUGCGGGACGGGCUGGUGGCAGAUGCGCUGGAGCUGCCGGGGCGCCUGCUGGCCAGCGGCGUGCGGCUGAGCGGCAGCACGGCCUCUGAGUCAGCAGCCAGCCCCAUGAAGCAGCAAAUGGAGCAGGCAGCAGGCCGGGUGUGGGCCCUGGACACAAGCGGUCCGUCUCGGAUGCCGCCCGAACAGCUUCUGGCAACACUGCGCCAGUCCCUACCCGCGGCGGUGGCCGCUGCCGAGCUGCUGCGCCAGCACUGGGCGGCGCAGGAGGAGCAGGCGGAGGUGCCAGCGCGGGUGCAGGUGGCCCAAGCGGUGGUCACCCGCAGCUGCGCCUACCUGGGGUGUGCCAACCUGGGAGCGCAGGGCGGGCCGGCGGCGGGCGAGGGUGUCGGCAGCCUGCGCUGCUCCGGGUGCCGCGUGGCCUGGUACUGCGGCACCGCCUGCUCCCACGCCGACUGGCGGCGUGGCGGGCACAAGCAUGUGUGCAAGGCGCUGGCGGCGGCGCGGGCGGCGGCGCGGGCGGCGGCGCAGGGGACGGCGGCGUGA